Messenger RNA from Rhinopithecus roxellana (golden snub-nosed monkey), 3911 nucleotides. RefSeq names its product selectin P (gene SELP). Gene Ontology annotation, cellular component: membrane; external side of plasma membrane. The coding region runs from base 227 to 2743 and encodes 838 amino acids. Gene Ontology annotation, biological process: leukocyte tethering or rolling; heterophilic cell-cell adhesion; response to cytokine. The transcript is spliced from 17 exons. NCBI's taxonomy places the organism in Eukaryota, Metazoa, Chordata, Mammalia, Primates, Cercopithecidae. The record is from RefSeq and is a predicted model, not a curated record. Gene Ontology annotation, molecular function: oligosaccharide binding; sialic acid binding.
UCGGAUGGGGUUUUUGUGUGGACGUCCUUUUUGUUGAUGUUGAUGCUAUUCCUUUCUGUUUGUUAGUUUUCCUUCUAACAGGCCCCUCUGCUGCAGGUCUGCUGAGUUUCCUGGAGGUCCACUCCAGACCCUGAUUGCCUGGGCAUCACCAGCAGAGGCUUCAGAACAGCAAAGAUUACUGCCUGUUCCUCCUCUGGAAGUUUCAUCCCAGAGAGGCACCUGCCACAUGCCAGCUGGAGUUCUCCUGUAUGAGGCCAGCUGCCAAAAAGCCAUCUUGUAUCAGAGAUUCCGGAGAGUGGUCUUUGGAAUUGCCCGACUCCUUUGCUUCAGUGCCCUGAUCUCUGAACUAACACACCACAAAGAAGUGGCAGCGUGGACUUAUCAUUACAGCACAAAAGCAUACUCAUGGAAUAUUUCCCGCAAAUACUGCCAGAAUCGCUACACUGACUUAGUGGCCAUCCAGAAUAAAAAGGAAAUUGAUUACCUCAAUGAGGUCCUACCCUACUAUAGCUCCUACUACUGGAUCGGGAUCCGAAAGAGUAAUAAGACAUGGACCUGGGUGGGAACCAAAAAGGCUCUCACUAAAGAGGCUGAGAACUGGGCUGAUAAUGAACCUAACAACAAAAGGAACAACGAGGACUGCGUGGAGAUCUACAUCAAGAGUCCGUCAGCCCCUGGCAAGUGGAAUGAUGAGCACUGCUUGAAGAAAAAGCACGCAUUGUGUUACACAGCCUCCUGCCAGGACAUGUCCUGCAGCAAACAAGGAGAGUGCCUCGAGACCAUCGGGAACUACACCUGCUCCUGCUACCCUGGAUUCUAUGGGCCACAAUGUGAAUACGUGAGAGAGUGUGGAGAACUUGAGCUCCCUCAACACUUGCUUAUGAACUGCAGCCACCCUCUGGGAAACUUCUCUUUUAACUCGCAGUGCAGCUUCCACUGUGCUGACGGGUACCAAGUAAAUGGGCCCAGCAAGCUGGAAUGCUUGGCUUCUGGAAUCUGGACACAUAAGCCUCCGCAGUGUUUAGCUGUCCAGUGCCCACCCCUGAAGAUUCCUGAACGAGGAAACAUGACCUGCCUUCAUUCUGCAAAAGCAUUCCAGCAUCAGUCUAGCUGCAACUUCAGUUGUGAAGAGGGAUUUACAUUAGUUGGACCAGAAGUGGUGCAAUGCACAGCCUCCGGGGUAUGGACAGCCCCAGCCCCAGUGUGUAAAGCUGUGCAGUGUCAGCACCUGGAAGCCCCCAGCGAAGGAACCAUGGACUGUGUUCAUCCACUCGCUGCUUUUGCACAUGGCUCCAGCUGUAAAUUUGAGUGCCAGCCCGGCUACAGAGUGAGGGGCUUGGACACGCUCCGCUGCAUUGGCUCUGGACACUGGUCUGCACCCUUGCCAACCUGUGAGGCUAUUUCGUGUGAGCCGCUGGAGAGUCCCGUCCACGGAAGCAUGGAUUGCGCUCCAUCCUUGAGAGCGUUUCAGUAUGAUACCAACUGUAGCUUCCGCUGUGCUGAAGGUUUCAUGCUGAGAGGAGCUGAUAUAGUUCGGUGUGAUAACUUGGGACAGUGGACAGCGCCGGCCCCAGUCUGUCAAGCUUUGCAGUGCCAGGAUCUCCCAGUUCCAAAUGGGGCUCAGGUGAACUGCUCCCACCCCUUUGGUGCCUUUAGGUACCAGUCAGUCUGCAGCUUCACCUGCAAUGAAGACUUACUCCUGGUGGGAGCGAGUGUGCUACAGUGCUUGGCUACUGGAAACUGGAAUUCUGUUCCUCCAGAAUGCCAAGCCAUUCCCUGCACACCUUUGCUAAGCCCUCAGAAUGGAACAAUGACCUGUGUCCAACCUCUUGGAAGUUCCAGUUAUAAAUCCACCUGUCACUUCAUCUGUGAUGAGGGAUUUUCUUUGUCUGGACCAGAAAGAUUGGAUUGCACUCGAUCGGGACGCUGGACAGACUCCCCACCAAUGUGUGAAGCCAUCAAGUGCCCAGAACUCUUCGCCCCAGAGCAGGGCAGCCUGGAUUGUUCUGACACUCAUGGAGAAUUCAAUGUUGGCUCCACCUGCCAUUUCUCUUGUAACAAGGGCUUUAAGCUGGAGGGGCCAAAUAAUGUGGAAUGCACAACUUCUGGAAGAUGGUCAGCUACUCCACCAGCCUGCAAAGGCAUAGCAUCACUUCCUAGUCCAGGGGUGCAAUGCCCAGCCCUCACCACACCUGGGCAGGGAACCAUGCACUGUAGGCAUCAUCCGGGAACUUUUGGUUUUAAUACCACUUGUCACUUUGGCUGCAAGGCUGGAUUCACACUCAUAGGAGACAGCAUUCUCAGCUGCAGAUCUUCAGGACAAUGGACAGCAGUAACUCCAACAUGCAGAGCUGUGAAAUGCUCAGAACUACAUGUUUAUAAGCCAAUAGUGAUGAACUGCUCCAACCUCUGGGGAAACUUCAGCUAUGGAUCAAUCUGCUCUUUCCAUUGUCUAGAGGGCCAGUUACUUAAUGGCUCAGCACAAACAGCAUGCCAGGAGAAUGGCCACUGGUCGACUACCAUGCCAACCUGCCAAGCAGGACCACUGACUAUUCAGGAAGCCCUGACUUACUUUGGUGGAGCGGUGGCUUCUACAACAGGUCUGAUAAUGGGUGGGACGCUCCUGGCUUUGCUAAGAAAGCGUUUCAGACAAAAAGAUGAUGGGAAACGCCCCUUGAAUCCUCACAGCCACCUAGGAACAUAUGGAGUUUUUACAAAUGCUGCAUUUGACCCGAGUUCUUAAGGCAUGAAGGAAAUUGUGUUGGCAGUAGGACACAGGUAUGACAACGGAAUGACAAUAGAGUUCACAUAAGGAUUUACAUUUCCUCCAGGACAGAAAUGUCCUAACAAGACAUAACUUAUUUCAGGAUGUGUGACAUUUCCAUUAUUGGCUGCUAGGUGGUGAUGACGUGACCUUGCCUGCAAAGCAGAAGUCAAGACUGCUGAAAAAUGUUUACGAACUGUUAUGGAGUCAAUUCCCUAUGCUACCUGCUGGAAAAACAAAAAUUAUCUGAUGCUAUACCUCUCCCAAAAAGUUCAGUGGCUAGUUGAGUGUCCUACAAAAAACCUGAAUGGCAGAAUAUUCAAAAUCUAGAAAGAAAAGAUUAUGCUGAGCCUCAGGGGGUAGAUAUGAUGAGCAAUUCUUUUCUUUCAAGGAAAUGAUAAUUAUUUAAAUUUCUUUGGUCUCAUUUUCAGAGACCUGUCCUUUUCCUGGUCACCUCAUUCAGCUCCAUAUGAUCCUGUUGUGAACAUCAAGUUUCCUGCGAGACUUGACUUAACUAUAAUGCAUUUGCUGCAGUUUUCCAUAAACACCUGUGAAUCAAAGACAUGGAAUUACCUUAGAUUAGCUCUGGACCAGCCUGUUGGACCAGCUCUGGACCAACCCUCUCUCCUGAGUUUGGGAUUGUGGUACAAUCUCAAAUUCUCAACCUACCACCCCUUCCUGCCCCACCUCUCCUCUUCCUGUAACACAAGCCACAGAAGCCAGGAGCAAAUGUUUCUGCAGUAGUCUCUGUGCUUUGACUCACCUGUCACUUGAACUACCAGUGAACCAAAGAGACUGGAGCAUCUGACUCACAAGAAGACCAGACUGUGGAGAAACAAAAAUACCUCUUGAUUUUUUGAUUGAAGGAAGGCUUUCUCUACUUUGUUGGAAAGCAGGUGGCAUCUCUAACUGGAAGCAAUUCCUGUAGCAUCUUCUGGAGUCUCCACUGGUUGCUGUUGAUGAGGCCUCUUGGACCUCUGCUCUGAGGCUUCCAGAGAGUCCUCUGGAUGGCACCAGAGGCUGCAGAAGGCCAAGAAUCAAGCCAGGAGGACACAUGUCACUGUGGACCUUCCUGCCACCAGCCACUGUCCCUCAAAGGACCCAAAGACCAAUAUUCAACUGUAUAAUUAAAAGAACUUUCCCCAAA